This is a messenger RNA of Dermacentor silvarum, 3897 nucleotides long. RefSeq lists its product as uncharacterized. Bases 300 to 3845 code for a protein of 1181 amino acids. The record is from RefSeq and is a predicted model, not a curated record. Gene Ontology annotation, molecular function: zinc ion binding. NCBI's taxonomy places the organism in Eukaryota, Metazoa, Arthropoda, Arachnida, Ixodida, Ixodidae. The transcript has 2 exons.
UUGUUUUAUAUGUGCUAAAGCCGCAUUGCAGCGUUAUUUUAUAUUUGCUAGCGUUAUAUUAAUCUUUUCUAAUAAGUAGUUUGAUUGUAUUUGUCGCGUAUCUGCCGAUCUUGCUGCUCUUGUUCGCGACCGCUUGCUUCGUUCAUCCCUAGCGCGGAUUUCUCGGAUUUGUCAAUAUAUAUACUGCUCACUAGAAGGUAGCCUUCUUUCGUGUGUGAAAAAAAGCUCAGAUUUAUUUUCUCGCAGUUUCAUCUUCUUUUCUUUUUCUCAGUGUUAUUUUAGAUUGUACUGCUUGCGAAAUGACACGUGUUUUGGUUGCCGGCGACUCGAUGGUGAAAUACUUGGACCAGUAUUUCCUAUCGCGUCGUCCUUUGUCAGUCAGUGUUGCCGCGCAUAGAGGAAUAAAGAUUGAGAAUUUGCUCUCAAUGAUUGCUGACAAGCUAGCUGGUUUUGAUGUUGUCAUCGUGCACGUUGGCACUAACAACACUGAUGACAGUGUCAGCGUGUGCAUCGACAAGUAUCGCCAGCUCGCUCAGGGGAUCAUUGAAAGGAAUUCCAUGGUGCAUGUAGCUUUUUCUGCCAUUCUUCCUCGGGGGCAGAAUGAGUACCGCCCACGGAAAGAUCGGUACUCUUUGUUGAAUGACAACUACAAAAAGGUUAAUGCUGCCCUGAUGCAGUACUGCCACGAGUGGGGCUUCACUUUCCUGGGUGGUCUCGUGAACGACUGGCCCAGCUACCUGAGCAAGGAUGGUGUCCACGCGAACCGCUUUGGUAACAAGGUGCUGGCAGACUACCUGUACCAGGAGGCCUGCACCUUGUCCAUCCAUCUGGAGAGAUGCCGCAUCCAGCAGUGCUACAAGGAGACCCAGGCACCUUCUUCAUGGACCGGCCGGACUCGGCAGGACAGCAUCCCUGCCAUCUCAGAGGCUGACUUUCCCCCACUUGGUUUGCAUAUUUUCAUUUCUUCUCAAGCAGCAAGUGGACCUUCCACAGCACCAGCUCCUGUCUGGAAAGCCAGCACUGCUCCCUUGCAGAGGCACGAUACCAACCAGCCGACCAGAACCCUUCAAGGUGCUGGCUUUUCACUUGUUGGCGGUGUCCGUGUCCGUUGCAAGGGUAGCAAGGCUUGGUGGACCUGGGACAGCCUGCCUUCCCCCAUUUUCCAUGGCACAAGUGUACCAAGCAGGGGAAAAGCCGAGGGGAGGUCUGAUGAGCCAAUGAUCCCUGGUCGAGGUGCAAGCACCACUUGUGUCAGGAGAACUAGGAGAGCCACACAGAAGCAUGAGAGUGCUUCUGUUGUGUGCUCUUCUGUGGGAGAAGGAGAGGCCAGUGCUCGAGAAGCAGCUGUGCCAGAGGCUGUCUCCCAGUGUGGUGACAGUGAGUGGAAGCUGGUAGUAUCGAAGAGACGGCGGCGGAAGGCUGCGGCACUGCACAAGCGAGAGUGGAGCUGUGACCUGGCUGCAGACAGGGAAGGCAAAGUUCUCGCUGUGACAGCUGCCAAGUUCUUCAAGUUCGUUUCACCUUUGACAGCAGUUGUAAGCCAGAAACAGACGUGCAUUGACAGUGGAAGGUCUGAGUCUGCUUCUUCUACUGUCUCUGGUAGCAAGCUUGAAGGACAAGCUGUUGCCUCUCGGAAUGCCUUUUGUGACAGUUCUAGCAAGGUGCAGCAUGUGGCUAGCAGGCAGAAUAAAGACUGCUUGGUAGUUGCUACGGCUGAGUGCAGACCUGUCAUAAAUAGUGCUCCAAAUGAGGUCACUGUCUGCAAAUGCUGUAGGCCAGGAACAAUGAAGGAUGGAGGGCAGAUCACGAGCAAUCCUGGCACAGAGGCUGGUGACCUUAACAAAGCUGGGUGCAUUGCUUCCACGCGACAUAGGUGUUGUGAGGCUGCUUUGACAUCCAGCUGCAGGCCUGCCAGCUCUGAUGCCCAGGCUGUUUGUGAAGGUGCCGGUGCCAACACCAGAGUUCCUAAUCCUGUGAAUGUAUUGCAUGGUGGAGGAGGCAAAGUUUACUUGAAUGCAACAUUUGAUAACUUUAUUUCUUUUAGGCAAAGCUUUGAUGAGUGGUGCAGAGAGGGCAAGCACAUAGUCACAAUAAAUAAGUCUCAAAAAAGUCCAUUUGCAACAGAAUCUAAAGAGUUUGAGUAUAUUAGGAUUUCAUAUUGCUGUGUUCAUGGUCGUCCCAUAAAACCAAAAGGCACAGGAAAGCGACCCAAGCAAGCAUACAAUGGUACUGGUUGUGAAAUGGCAGUAUCGGUGAGCUUGUGGAAAUCGCCUACUCUGCACUAUAAGAUAAUCAAGCUGCAAACUAAGCAUAAUCACACAACGAAUUAUUAUGACUUGUAUCCUCAUAGCAGGCUUCUGAACGAUGCAGAGAAGGCAGAAUUCUUUGAUUUUGCCAAAUGUAAUAUUGGCCCAAAGCAUUUUAAAAAUUUGGUCGAACAGAAAACAGGCAAGAAGUUAACUACGAAAGAUGUUAACAAUUACAAGCAAAGGUUUUCUAUUCCUAUUCGCAACGAGCAGGCUCACGGAGAAAUGGUUUUAGAAAAAAUACACACCUUGUUAGCAAAUAAUCCAAACUGGGUCAUUCACUAUGAAAAAAAUCAAAAUAAUAACCUGCAAUUUGUGCUGCUUCAGGCAACGCACAUGCGUGAGAUUUUGGAAAAGUAUCCAGAAAUUUUAUUUAUUGAUGGAACAUAUAAAGUAAAUAUUGAAGGCUAUAUCUUGUACUCUAUUUUGAUUGAAGACGGUGGAGGUCGCGGGAGACCUGUGUGCUAUGCCUUUUUACGAAAUGAAACGACUGAAAUUGUGCAGGCUAUGUUUGCCAAGUUCGCAGAUUUUAACCCGUUUGUUGUGUCGGCUUGCAGAGUAGUCAUGAUAGAUAAAGAUAUGAAUGAGCUACGCAUUUUGACCAAGAUUCUUCCUAAUUCUGAAAUUUUGUUGUGUACAUGGCAUGUGCUGCACUGCUUUCAGCAAAAGGUAAAUGAGAAAGCUAGACUCCAGCGUGAUCAGUUACUUCCUCUCCUAAAAAAAAUUGUUUAUUCCUUCACGGUACAGGACUACUUAGACAGGCUUGCUGAGCUCGAAGCUAUGGCUUCUAAAGAUUUUAUUUCUUAUUACAUGCAGAACUGGCACUCCUGUAAAGAAAUGUGGGUACAUGCAUAUCGGCAAAAACUGCCUACAUUUGGUAAUAACACAAAUAAUCGCAUUGAGUCUCACAAUCAAAAGAUUAAAAGUUAUCUCACUUCAAGCAUGCAUUUGGUUCAAGCCAUAGAAGCAUUAGUAAGUUAUAUUGACACGGAUUUCUUAUCUCUAAAAUUUUCCAAGUUUAAGGAAAUGAAGCUGAACCUAAAUAUAAAUGAUGCCAUUGAGCCAUUUCAGCUAGCCUUGUCCCGUAAUUGUACUUCUGAGGCCACAGGUAAAGUACUAGAGCAGUAUGAACGGUUUAAAAAGGUAGAUUAUCUGGUCACGUCCACCACUAAUUCUUAUGUAGUGGCAUCUGCAAGUUCUGAGCACAGUGUUUCAUUAUGCCUGACGCGUUGCAUGUGUGCUUUUUAUAAUCAGUACAGUUUGCCUUGUGCCCACAUUUUAGCAGCUCGCCAUUUUGCCCAGCAAGACCUUUUCGACAAAGCAUGCAUACCGGACAGGUGGUGCAAGGAUCAUUUCCUGAGCGACAGCUGCAUGGCCUCUGGUGCCACACCAGUAGUGACAAGCAGCAUUCAGAUGCCACCAUCUGUGAAGCUGGACACUGUACAAGAAAAAUGUACCACCUGCGUGCAUUCACUACCAUCAAGUCAUCAGGAACGCGUGCACCUCUAUGUGAAUUGUACGCUAUUUUGUCUAAGAUGAAAAAUCAGACUUGUAUAGUUUGCUGUAAUGGUUCUGCCAAUAAAAGUUUGGU